Molecule: messenger RNA, 1042 nt
Organism: Protomyces lactucae-debilis
Lineage: Eukaryota; Fungi; Ascomycota; Taphrinomycetes; Taphrinales; Protomycetaceae
Product: reductase with broad range of substrate specificity
Exons: 2
Coding region: 86-907 (273 amino acids)
Cellular component (GO): intracellular anatomical structure
Molecular function (GO): oxidoreductase activity, acting on NAD(P)H, oxygen as acceptor
Source: RefSeq, a predicted model, not a curated record
AAAAUAUCCCUCCAGCACAAGUUGCACAACACGUACAUUGUGCACUAAAGACAAUAGAACCUGCACUAGACUACCUCAAGCCAAUAUGAACAAGUAUCUUGCCGAAGCAACGCUCCCACUUUCUGCUCCGAAGCUCUCUGAUUCCGUUUUUGAGAGCUUCUCCAUGAAGGGCAAAACUGCCAUCGUCACUGGCGCGUCCGGCGGUAUCGGUCAUGCAGUCUCGCAAGCUCUAGCUGAGGCGGGCUGUAAUGUUGCCAUGUGGUACAAUUCGUCCAAGAAGACUGAACAGUAUGCGGCAGACAUUGAGAAGCAAUAUGGUGUCAAGGCUAAAGCCUACCAAAUCAAGAUUACUGACUAUGACCAUGUUGUGGAAGGUAUCGCCGAGGUCGUCAAAGACUUUGGAAACUUGACCAACAUUGUCAUCAAUGCCGGUAUCCCCUCGCAGGAAGGAUGCCUUGACUCCAAGCCUGAUGACUGGCACAAGGUUGUCAAUGUUGAUUUCACCGGCGCCUUCUGGUGCGCAAAGGCCGCGGCACACCACUUUGAGAAGCAAAAGGAGGGCAACAUCAUCUUCACGGCCUCCAUGUCUGGCAGCAUUGUCAAUGUACCACAGAUGCAAGGCUGCUACAAUGCCUGCAAGGCAGGUAUUAUCCACCUGAGCAAGUCCCUCGCAGUCGAGUUCGCUCCUUGGUGUCGAGUCAACUCAGUGUCGCCUGGCUACAUUGAUACCGAAAUCUCAGAGUUUGCAGACAAGAGCAUCAAGGCCAAGUGGCACGAGCUUACGCCAAUGGGACGCGAAGCUGAUCCGAGAGAGUUGAAAGGUGCUUAUCUCUAUCUGGCUAGUGGAGCAAGUACGUACACGACUGGCUCCGACAUCAUUGUAGACGGUGGUUACUGCUGCCCAUAGAUCAGGAAUGCUUGCGAUCUUGCUCCAAUACAUAUUGUCUCCAGUCCUUUUCUGGCUUUGCACAUUCACCCUGCAAUUGGGCGAGCCUGUCCAUAUUGAUGCCUGAAACGAACCCUGUGCGUUCCUUACCGGGUG